Molecule: messenger RNA, 1425 nt
Organism: Clupea harengus (Atlantic herring)
Lineage: Eukaryota; Metazoa; Chordata; Actinopteri; Clupeiformes; Clupeidae
Gene: fam50a
Product: family with sequence similarity 50 member A
Biological process (GO): chromatin organization
Cellular component (GO): nucleus
Source: RefSeq, a predicted model, not a curated record
GCAGGUCAACGUCACUUCCUCUACAACUUGACCCGGAAUUGAAGGUUGACCAGCAGUCGGUGCGAAAUCGCCAUAGUGUUUAUUAUUGUUUUGUUGGUUUGUUGGUUUUCUACUCGUAAAUUGUGUGAGAAUCACAUACUUUUGAUAGUUUACUGAACAUUUGAAGCCAUGGCGCAGUAUAAAGGAGCAGCCAGCGAGGCUGGACGAGCCAUGCAGUUGACGAAAAAGCGUGAAAGAGAACGAGAGCAACUGGAGCAGUUGAAGAAAAAAAUUGCAGAGGACAAUAUGGUGAAGUCCAACAUUGAUAAGAAGUUCUCUGCUCAUUAUGAUGCAGUGGAACAAGAACUCAAAUCCAGCACUGUGGGUCUGGUGACGCUUAAUGACAUGAAGGCAAAACAAGAGGCCUUAGUCAAAGAGAGAGAAAAACAGCUGGCUAAGAAGGAGCAAUCCAAGGAAUUGCAACUGAAACUAGAAAAGCAGAAAGAGAAGAAGCGGAAGGAAGAGCAAAAGAGAAAGAUUGCUAGCUUGUCCUUCAACCCUGACGAGGGAGAAGAUGAGGAGGAGGAGGAGGAGGAGGAGAAUGACAAUGAGGAAGAGGAAGACAUGGAGGAGGACUACUUUCCAGUGAAGAAGAAGAAACUGGGGAAGAAUCCAGAUGUGGACACCAGCUUUCUACCAGAUCGAGACAGAGAGGAAGAGGAGAAUCGUCUACGAGAGGAACUACGGCAGGAAUGGGAGGGGAAGCAGGAGAAGAUCAAAAGUGAGGAAAUUGAAAUCACCUUCAGUUACUGGGAUGGCUCAGGUCACAGAAAGACUGUCAAGAUGAAGAAAGGCAAUACUAUUCAGAACUUCUUACAAAAGGCGCUGGAAAUCUUGAGGAAAGAUUUCAGUGAGCUAAGAUCAGCUGGUGUGGAGCAGCUAAUGUACAUCAAAGAGGAUCUGAUCAUUCCCCAUCACCACAGCUUCUAUGACUUCAUAGUGACAAAAGCCAGAGGCAAAAGUGGACCGCUCUUCAGCUUUGAUGUACACGAUGACAUCCGAUUGAUAAACGAUGCUACCGUUGAGAAAGAUGAGUCCCAUGCAGGUAAAGUGGUCCUGCGAAGCUGGUAUGAGAAAAACAAGCACAUCUUUCCCGCCAGUCGAUGGGAGCCAUAUGACCCAGAGAAGAAAUGGGAUAAAUACACGAUCCGGUGAUGAAUCUCCCUCCAGUAUCAACGUUAUGUUACUUACAGAUUUCAUACUCGCAAUAUCAGAACAUUUUAUUUCCUGUCUCAAAUACCAAGGAAAGGAGACUACCCUAAAUUGUUUUUUUAAAUGUAUAUAUUCAUCAACCAGAUCUGUUCUAGGUCUAGGUCAUAGAUUCAUUGAACUGUAUUUAGUUUCAUUGCAGAAGUUGGUGUCGUCAAUAAAAUAUUAUGAACAGUU